GUGCCCAGAUGCGUCAGUCAUGAUUGUCGAUUCGAACUCUCACCGAAUAGCGGCUCCAUAAGGAAUCCAGAGCGACUCCAGAGUCUCUCUCUCCCUCUGUCUCCAAACCCUAUCUCCAUAAACGACGAGGACUAAAGUUGUCUAGCUUUUCACUCUACCAACUAACUUCUUGUCUGACUUGUGCCUUGCCACAAUUGAAGUUUUUUUUCAUUUAUAUAUGGAAACUGAGGAUUUGAUUGACCUCCCUCCUUCUAGCAAUUCAGGCUAUAAAAGUGAGAAUGACAACCUUCAUAAUUCUGAGUGUGAGCCCAGUGAUACUGAUUCACAUCCAAUUAAUUGUGAGCUUAAAGAAGAUAAGCUAAAUGAGGAGAUCUCAAGGACUUCUGAGGUUGAUGUUGGAAAUGGAGACAGCCAAAUUUUUAUGUCAGCUGACAUAGACAGGGAUUUGAUUGGGUGUUCGUCUAUCUUGCAAGCUAGUAUUAAAUUGAAUGAAACCAUUUCAGUUGCAGAAGACGUCAAGUGCUUCAGCUCUGGAAUACAAAGUGAGAAUGGUUGCGUAACCGGUCAAGAUGGAAGUCCAAUUAGCAAUCGAAAGAGAGAUGAAAGUCCUAUCAGCUAUCAUGAAAUUAGCGACAAUUCCAUAUCUGGUGUUAAGAAAGCCAGAAUGAUAGUUGAUAAACAGCAACCUUCGGUGCAUGUAAAGUAUAACUCUUUAACAAGAGACAGUAAACAGGAGCUUGAGGAGCUACUACAGCAGUGGUCGAAAUGGCACGCUCAGCAUUGCUCUUCUUCUCAUGAUUCCAAUGAAGUCCUGGAAUCUGGUGAAGAGACGUUCUUCCCUGCACUUUUUGUUGGUUUGGAUAAUCCUUCUGCAGUGUCUUUCUGGAUGGACAAUCAAACAAGGAACCAGAUGAGCGAGGAGUUUAUUGCAUUAGAUAGGAAGUCUGUUCCACUUUAUGAUCGUGGAUACUCAUUGGAAGGGGGUUUGAAAGUAGUAGAUGCUUCCCGGUGUUUCAAUUGUGGUUCCUACAACCACUCAUUGAAGGAAUGCCCAAAACCUCGUGACAAUGUAGCUGUUAAUAAUGCUCGCAAGCAGCACAAGUCAAGAUGUAAUAAAAAUGCUGGUUCUCGUAAUCCAACUCGAUACUACCAAAAUUCUGCUGGGGGAAAGUAUGAUGGUUUAAGGCCAGGUGUCCUUGAUGCUGAAACACGGAAACUUCUUGGUCUUGGGGAGCUUGAUCCACCUCCUUGGCUUAACAGAAUGCGACAAAUGGGAUAUCCACCAGGAUAUCUAGAUCCAGAAGUUGAGGAACAGGAGCAGCGUUCAGGGAUUACAAUAUUUACUGAUGAGGGAAAUAAGGAAGAAAAGGAAGAUGAUGGGGAAAUUGGGAAAAUCCUUGAGAAGGUCUAUCCCAACCUGCCUAGGAAAAUGAGUGCUGAGUUUCCGGGAAUAAAUGCACCAAUACCUGAAAAUGCAGAUGAAAGACGAUGGACAACAGCUGGGCCUUCAAGUUCCGAUUUAGCCAAGAAUCAAUCACACUGCAGAUCUAACUUUUCAUUGGAGCCGAUUAGCAGAGGCAUGUAUCACAGGCAAAGGUGGUCUAGGGAUAUCAGAAAUGAAGGGCCUCCCGGCAUUGACCCAGGAUUUAGCCCCACACUGUCUGGCUACACUUCCCAGAGUGCAGAAGGUAAUAUUUCCGUACCAAUAAGCCCUGGUUUUGGAAGGACCAUGUCAGAUGGAGGUAGGAGCCCUUUAGGCUAUGAAGGUUCUUUAACUCCUGGUUCACACAGUUCUGUACCAUGUUUGUCCCAAUAUAGACUAUUUUCACAACAAAAUUAUGGCUCUGCAAGUUUUGAAAAAAAGAGACGAUGACAAUAGGAAUGAUUUCAACCCUAGUUUUCCAUCUCACCAGCACCCCCAUCAGAGUAGGAGGUAAUGGCCUCAAUGUGAUCAUAAUCUUCAGUAGGGGAUUGUUUUUGUAACAAACUACAUGAAAAUUCUUUGUUAUAUUUCUACUGAGGCUAGAUAGUAGGUGAUCUUUAGAUCAGAUGGCCUUGUGAAGAUGUAUCUUUAUAAAGCGAUUUGCUAGUCAUUCUAUUAGUCUAACACCUUUUGACUCUUGACCCUUUUAAUUAAUCUUUUGUUUUUUUUUUUUUU
Messenger RNA from Camellia sinensis, 2158 nucleotides. The record is from RefSeq and is a predicted model, not a curated record. NCBI's taxonomy places the organism in Eukaryota, Viridiplantae, Streptophyta, Magnoliopsida, Ericales, Theaceae.